AUGCUCAUCGAUCGCCCUGCCCGUCACGUGGGUCGCUUUGAACAGUCUUGGAGAGAAAGUGAUAAUGUUACAUGCGGCGAAGGAAAGAAGAAGAAAGAAAGAAAGAAAGAAAGAAGGAAGAAAGAAGAAGGAAAGAAAGAGAAGGAGAAGAAAGAAGAAAGAAAGAAGAGGAAUGGAAAGAAAGAAGAAGAAAGAAAGAAAGAAAGGAAUGAAAGAAGAAAGAAAGAAAGAGGACAGAAAGAAAGAAGAAAGAAAGAAAGAAAGAAAGAAAGAAAGAAAGAAAGAAAGAAAGAAGAAAGAAAAAUAAAUGAAACUUUAAUAAGACGCGAGGAAAGGAGUAAAACUUAUUGCAAAACUCCUGCUUGUUACUUAAACAAAUUCUGGUCAAACGCUCUCUAUGAGAAGUCUGUAAAUUCAAUUGAACUGUACGCAUUUGCUGUUACCAACGAGUCCAAGGGAAUCAUUGGGAUGCGUAUGGCAGAGCAGGUACUCUUGUUAUGUGAAGUUACGUUUUUGGUCACUCAGUCGACUCCCACUGAGGUCUGGAGAUAUGAUAACUACGGUUUAAAACCUGGUCGUCCAUAUGGCUUACUCAUAGGAGUUGACGUUUUUGUAGCAAUGUCAAACAUCAUCUUGAUCUUCGGAGUCAUGACUACCAAACUGCACUACCUGUACGCGUGGAUGUCCGUCGCGCUGGUGGAUGCGUUCGUGCCAAUCGCAGCCAUCAUUUCUGGCACAUGUUUUAGCAGUCACAGAUAG
Gryllus bimaculatus (two-spotted cricket) is the source of this 759-nucleotide messenger RNA. The record is from the annotation of a GenBank genome assembly. Lineage: Eukaryota; Metazoa; Arthropoda; Insecta; Orthoptera; Gryllidae.